UUUAAGGUGAGCACGUUUAGUUUGGAGCGGAGUUAAAAAGCCGGACAGAGACGGCGCGUCACGCAGGUGAAGUGUAAUCAGGCAGGUGUGGAUUCAAACACAACAAACCGGAGAGUUGGUGGGACUUGGCUGUGAGUCAGACUCCCGGUAAAGCGGCACCGGAGAUGCCCCGCUCCGGUUUUCUGGCGUGACAUGACAAAGUGAACACGGAAUAAGAAAGUGUCAGGAGUUUUUUCUGCGUGUCUGAAGCUUGCGUGCUAAUUCCCAUUUGCGUGGACUAUUUCCGAGACCUGCGCGGGUUCUGUUCUGCAAACCGGGGGACCCUUUUCUGGCAUGUCUCGCCGUUUCCAGCCCAGAAUGUUGCUCCUCUCUCUCUGCUGUGGAUUUGAAAUGAAACCGGAGAGAAGUCAGUGACAGCUUGAAGCAGCGCGCUGCAGAUCCGCCGGAUUGCCUUUUUUUUUCUCGCCCCUUCUCCCUCCAUCCAUGAUUUACGCAAGGAAUUUCAUCUCUGAAUUCUUAAUUGGCGACAAAGACAGACUAAAUCUACUGGUGUUUCUCCUCUCAGUGUUAUUUCACGAGUCUAGCCCUGGUUUUGGGUGGUAGAGGCACGCAGGAUCCGUGUGUUUUUCAGCCAGGGCGCGCGUCAUCUCUCCACUGAUGCCCCAUUGAUUUAUGAUUUUUUGGGGGGCUUCGCGCACGGACUUGGAUGCGUUUCAGGGGGACAUUGGGUUUCACCGCCUCCCUCAGUUGGACAAUUCGGAGCUGGAUACUUGUAACUUUCUUCCCACAUAUGGAAAAAUCUCUUUUUUUUGCCUGGAGAGGACGCGGUUUGGCCGUGCCUUUUGGAUUGUCGCUCCUUAAAAAACACAAGAGAGACUGAAGCUGGACUGUAGAUUUGUUCUCUGAGGCAUCGCACAUUUUGUCCCGCACAUAUCAGUGCACACACAUUUAAAUCUAUUACGCAUUAUCCAACUUAAGGACCCAUCGGACAGAACUGCAACAGCAUCGUGUGGAGGCUUACCACCUGCACUGAGGGGUUUUAUUUCUCCACCAUCGGGGCGCUACUGGAACAACUGGGAUUUAAACAUCCGCCUGCUGGGAUUUCUAACCAUGUCAGGUGUACGGGAUUGCAGAUGGACUCUCCUCAUCUGUGUGGCGGCGCUUUCAUAUGCUCUUGCAGGUAAAGUCUCUCCAACCAGCUCCGAUGCCCUCCUCAGCUCCUCGGCGAUGACGGCCAGCCCGUCGCCACCCAACCUGUACCUCCCCGCCAACUUCAAAAUGUCCAAUGCACAACUGGCCUUCUUCUUGCGGGAGGCUCAGAUCACAGGACAAACAGUUGGCGGUGGCAGGAGCGGCGGUGGUAGUGGCAGCAGCAGCAGCAGCCCCAGCACGGGACACCCGCUGCAGCGCUCGGAGAGUUUUGUGGUUUUCCAGACAAAAGACCUGCCCGCCAUCAACAUCAGCUUCGGGCCCUUCGCUCAGGACCAGGCCGUGUCUAAGGAGUUGCUGCAGCCAGCCAGUCCUCUGGAUAUCCCCGGGCAGCUGACGGUCAACUGGAAGGUGCGCGCCUUCAUUGUCCAGGCCCGGGUCUUCUCCAACAACCCCGCCGUCCAGGUGUUCUUCUACAUCGCCGGCCGGGACUGGGACGAUUUCAAAGCGCAGGACAAGCUGCCCUGCGUCCGGCUGCACGCCUUCAGGGACGUCCGGGAGAUCAAAACCUCCUGCCGCAUGAAAGGCAACCUCGCUCAGUGCUUGGCCCAGCUGGAUCUGCCUCCGUCCUGGUUUAACACCAACGUGGCCCCGCUGGGUCGGAGGAAAGGCUCCAGUGACGGGCUCCUGGACGGGCUGACCAGUGAGACCCUCCAAGCGGAGCUCUACUACACCCUGCACGGGCCUAAUCCGGACGGGGAGUGCAGCGAGGGCUCUGGUCAUCGGGGUGCUGGUGGUGGUGCUUCUUCUCGGGGAGAGCCUCUGUCACAGCACCCUCUGCUGCGCAUCGGGAGCAUCAGCCUCUACCAGGCCAGUCAGGAGCAGCUGCUGGUGGACAAGCAGCUGGACAAGAACAUGUUCCUCCGGCUGCCCGAGAAACCCCUGAAGCCCGGGGAGACCCUCACAAUCUUCCUCUACCUGAUGCCCAACUCCACUGUGGAACAAUUCAGCCUCAAGGUCAAAGCGAAGAAAGGGGUGAACCUGAUCCAGACUAAGUCCAAGAACGCCCAGUGGAAGGUGGAGUGGGAGGUGGUGUCGGGCGCCAAGCAUUCCAUCACCACCAUCGAUGUGAACAAGAACAAAGCAGUCAAACAGGGGGAGGUGUUGGGGAACGUGGAGGUGAUGCAGUUGGACUUCGAGAUGGAGAACUUCACCAGCCUCUCGGUGACCAGACGGAUCAACUGGAACAUCGACUACAAGGGGCAGAACCCGCCUCCGGACUCAGAGAAGGUUGUGACGGAGCUGACGGUUGUGCAACGAGACAUUCAGGCCAUCAUCCCUCUGGCUAUGGACACCGAGAUCAUCAACACGGCCAUCCUGACUGGACGCACGGUGGCCAUUCCUGUCAAAAUGGUUUCCAUAGAGAUGAACGGAGCUGUCACUGAUGUCUCAGCCUUUGUGCAGUGCAAGUCCUCUAAUGAAGACAUUGUGAAGGUGUCCAUGAAUUGCGACUAUGUGUUCGUCAACGGGAAGGAGACGCGGGGAUCCAUGAGCGCGAGGGUCAUCUUCAGCUACGAGCACCUGAGCGCGCCGCUGGAGCUGACCGUGUGGGUGCCCAAACUCCCCCUGCAGGUGGAACUCUCCGACAACAACCUGAGCUUCAUCAAAGGGUGGAGGGUUCCCAUCCUGCCUGACAGAAGGAGCACCAGAGACAGCGACGCAGACGAAGAAGACGACGAGCGCCGUGUUAGUCGAGGAUGCACCCUGCAGUACCAGCGGGCCUUGGUCAAGGUGCUGACCCAGUUCCACACCACCUCCACAGAGGGCACUGACCAGGUCAUCACCAUGCUUGGGCCCGACUGGCAGGUGGACGUUACGGACCUGGUCCAGGACUCCCUGAAAGUGGCCGACCCCAGAAUAGCUGAGUUGGUGGACCGGACGGUGUUGGUGGGUCUGGAGCUGGGAUCCACUGUGCUGAAGGUGGAGUCUCCGCUGGCAGUCGACGCGGUGUUGGGAGAGUCGGCGUUCUCCGUGACAGACGAGAAGGUUUCCAUCACCGAGAUGCGAGUGCACGCUGUCUCGGGCCUGACCCUGUCGCUGCAGCCCAGCCCCGGCAACAGUCACACCAUGGUCGCCAAGGCAACCGGCAUCCAGACGCUCACAGCUCUGAAGCAGGAGGCCAGUUUGUCCAUCUGGAUGCUCUUCAGUGACAACACAGCCGCCACUCUGUCUUACUUUGAUCCCAAAGACUACAACCUCAACGCCUCCACGCUGGAUGACAAAGUGGUGUCGAUAUCCCAGGAGCCUCAGCAACGGUGGCCCGUGGUGGUGGCAGAAGGCGAGGGAUCCGGCGAGACGGUGCGUUUGGAGAUGACCAUCUGCGAGGCCUGCCAGAAGACCAAACGGAAAAGCGUCAUCGCGUCCGCCGCGGUCCACGUCAAGGUCCGCUUCGGCCCCGAAGAGGACUCGGAAGAGGAGGCGACCACGGAGGGCGAGAUCGAGCUGACUCCUUUCACCCGGCGUCCGAUCAUUGAUCCGAACGUCAGCGGAAGAAUUUACGAGACGUCCAACGAGCAACCCGCCAGCGUUCCCAUUGAUUACACCAAUUUCCCCACCAUUAGCAACCAAGAGAGGCCGACGGAGAGCGACGAGGAAGAGGAGGACGACUUUGUGCACUCGCCUCGGAACAUGACCGACCUCGAGAUCGGCAUGUACGCCCUUCUGGGAGUUUUCUGUUUGGCCAUUUUAGUUUUUCUCAUCAACUGCAUCGUGUUUGUGCUGAAAUACCGCCACAAGAGAAUCCCCCCCGAGGGUCAGGCCAACAUGGACCACUCCCACCACUGGGUGUUCUUGGGAAACGGCCAGCCGCUGAGGGCCCAGUGUGAGCUGUCACCGCAGCAGGUGGAGAGUCCCAGCAACCCCUUGGAAGGCGUGCAGACUUGUUGCCACGGGGACCACCACAGCAGCGGCAGCUCCCAGACCAGCGUGCAGAGCCAGGUGCACGGGCGGGGCGACGGCAGCUCCGGGGGCUCGACGAAGGAGAACGGCGAGGAGGCCAGCUCCCCGACUUCCAAGCGCAAACGAGUCAAGUUCACCACCUUCACCACCCUCCCCACGGAGGAGCUGCCCUAUAACUCCAUCCCCAUAGCGGACGAAGAGGACAUUCAGUGGGUUUGCCAGGAUAUGGGCUUUCAAGACCCAGAGGAACUGCACGAUUACAUGCGCAGAAUAAAAGAGAUAGCCUGAGAUAAGAGGGGGGGGGGGCAGCGUGGACCGACGCUCUCAGCUUUCUAAAGAAAUGUUCCUUUCUAUUUUUCUCUUUUUCACCUAAGUGAAAGAUAACUUUUUCACAGACUAAAAGGCCAACUGUUGUUUCGGUUAGAGUGUGUUCCAUUUAGUUUGCACAGUGCUGUAAUCUCAUACACGCUCACACAGGAGAGAAUGCAAAGGGAAGCAAGCCAAAGACUUGACCAGAGGAUCUCAAUAUCACUGGAGGAAUCUGUAAAAUCUUGGCUAUAUGAAACAUGUUUCACCGCAAAAGUUGAGUGAGCCAUGGCCAAAAAAGUGAGAGCUGCUCCGGCUUAUUUUUUAGGAUCUGCUUUUUGAGAGAAAAGCCUGAUAGGGACAGGAAUGUCGAGGUUUUUGGUGUUGGCUGUGUUCUUUGCUGGCUCAGUUGGACUCUGCUGUACUGUACCUACUUCAAACAAAGAGGCCUUUGAUGAACAAAAAAGAAAAAAAAACUGUCAAAGACUCUCAUGGAAGCUAUGUUUAAAAAAAAAAAAAAAAAAAAAAUCAUUUUGUUUUGCCAAAGUAGAAAAAAGUGUUCUUUUAAUGGCGAAAAACUUUCUUCAUUGUUGUUCUUGGUGCAGCACACUCAUGAUUUGUACUCAUGUUCAUUCCAUGCAUUUUUCUACAUUUCAUAGCGAGGCAAAAAGCAGUGCCCUACAACUAGUCCUUCCUGGUCCUGGAUAAAAAUCUAAUGCCUUAUAAAACACUUCUUAUAUCAGCGCAGACACCCUGUUUUUUCUCACCACGGCUAGAGACGGUGUAAGUAAGACGUUAAAACACUGAACUCGAGCAUGAGGUAUACAUGUGUGUUUGGAGGAUCUCGAAUAGCUUUGCAUGGACGCGGAUCUCGAGGCACAAUCAGCAACCUUUUUUUUUUUUUGUUUUUUCCCCAAAUUUGUAGAUGUUUGUAUUGUAAUUAUAUAACCAUUCAUACACAUAGUAAAAGUAAAAUAGGUUAUCAUGCAUUACACGCAUGCCAUGCCAGGCAUACUGACACGCAGACAUUCCUCCUCUAGUAUCUGUAAAUACUGAAUAUCGAGACAGGACUCGCGUCCCCGCACCAACGCUCGACGACUCCCUGGCCCCGAGCUCGAGAAAAGAGUGGGCAGCCCGGGAUGGAGUUUUUUUUUUUAGUCUUGUGCCGAGUAGAAGGGUUCCCCCUUUUGGUAAUGUCGAGCAGAACUGUAGCUUUUUAAAAACAAAUGGGUCUCACAUCUGACUGUUGAACAUUUGGGUGGUUUGCUAUGCAUCAGAAUUGUAAGAGAUCUGAUCUUUUGGGUGAUUUAUUUACCAUCCUGAAGUUAAGCUGUCCUCAUCAGCCUUUGGGGGAAAAAAAUUAACUUAUGAGGUACUAGUUGGAAACAUUCUCACUGAACACAGGAACUCAUCUAAACUCUGCAGGAAAUGCCAACUCCCCCCCCCCCCCCCCACCCCCUCCUCCAGGAAACAGGAUUGAUAAAUAAUUGAUUGGUUUUGCUCCAUCAUUUUUAAAUCAUGGCCAUCCCAUGUUGAAAGACACACUCUCCAAUGUACGCCCUUUCCCCCCUCAUUUUGUCCCCCUUCUACCUGUGUGCGUCCUUUUUUUUUUUUUAAAUCUACUCCAGUGAUCUCACACCUGGAAGUCAUGAAUGAACAAUGUACUGAACACGACGACGACAGAAGCUUAUUGGUGAAGAAGAUCAGUGUUUCUAUUGGCAGAUGAGCUGUGGAUGUGGAUGCACUGAGUGUGUAUCUCAGGUCGCUGAACGGCUUUACCAACAAAUCAAAGUGACUACCCUAUUGGUCCGAGUAUAAGAUGACCCUGAUUGUAAGACGACCCAACCCCCAAUCCUUUACAAGACUCAUUUCAGCAACGUGCCCCACCCUGCAUUUACUCAAAGACUACAGCCUCUGUGCAUGGGGCGCAGAAACUAACCUCUAGGCCACCAGCGCCCCCUGCCAGCUCCUUUGACAAUGUUCAUCAGCAGUGUGUUUUCAUAAAGGUGCCCAAAAAACACAACACCCAUUUUGAAAAAUUUCACUCACAAUUCAGUUGCAGGAGAGACGUGACAGCGGCCAUCUUUCCCUCUGAUAGCUUCACUUGCAGAGGGGGAGUCCGCAUGGUGGGAAGCGGGCCCAGAAUGUCCUUUAGUUCAGUGGUUCUCAACUGGUCGGGCCUCAGGACCCACCGCCAACUCCUUCAUGAAGAAUUGAGACCCAAAUUUCUGUUAUUUUUUAAACAAUCAUAUUAUUUUUAAUGAAAAACGAUGGUAAAAAAGCGUGAAAAGAAAACCUCUUCAUAGACUUUGUGCCACCAUUUUUCUUCCUGGCACACCUUUCAAGACCCACUGAAAACAGCUCCGCGACCCACUGAUGGGUCCCGACCCACCAGUUGGGAACCACUGCUCUAGAUUAAUCGAUCUUAGACGGCGGUUUUACACUGAUAAAAUGUUGCACUGAUAACCAAAAUUGACAUCAUACCUUUGCCUCAGUUGUUGGUUAACCCUGAACAACUUUUGAGUCACCGUGUCCCCCUGGUGUCUCCCCAUGGUACUGCAGCUGUGACGGCUCGUCUCAGUCAUGAGCACACUCGCUGUACAGAUAUCCAUUAUUGUUCAACUCAUAUUGGCAUUUUAAAAGUCUAGACCCUGAAUAUAAGACAAUCCAACUUUUUUUUCUGGUGAAUUUCAAAGGGGGGAAAAAGUCUUCUAUUGGGACCAAUAGGGUAAAAUCAGCACCGCCAUUAGAUGUUAUUUCAAGGUUUGGAGGUGAAUUUUCCUAAAGCAGGAAAAUGAAAUAUCAAGCAGGUUUUGGAAAGAUCAUUAGACAUCGCUUGCGAGGCAGCCAGACAUGUGGUAGUAAAGGAGAGAAUGACGACAGCAAAGCUAGUAGUGCGUUUUUUAAUCACAGUCGCCCCGUUAAGUGCAGCGUAUGGAGGGGGUGACUUCUUUGAAGGUUGUUAUUCUGGCGUCUGAUGUCUCGUGUUAAACAAGAUCUUUUGAAGCAACCACAAGAUCAAAAAAAUAGUUUUUUCCGUGUCACAUUCCUUUAAUUCUGAAACCGAAUCUUAAGGGCUUGGAUCUUCUUUUAUGUUAACUGAUGUUUUUAAUCUUAGAAAUCUAAUGUUGCUUUUGUUCCUAUGUUGUGAUAAUGAGCGUAUAUAUAUGCUCUAUUUGUCACUGAAAAUGUACUCCUGUACAGCUCCAUUAAAGACCCAAUCCAGCAUUGUUUGUACAAAGUGCAGAACUCAAAGGCAUAUUCUAUAUUUACUUUGAAAACGAGCUCCUUAUUCAUUAACGCAGAGCUAAUCCAAUCAGAUCUGACCAAGGAAACGAUUCAAGAACAGUGACAUUGUAAAUAUGGGAGCAGAAACAGACAUCUGUUGACAUAUUUUUCCAUCAGUGAACCAUACUUUCCAAAUGUCCGACCUGUAAAUAUCUACAUUUGAGCUGUCCGUUAAUCCUGGAUUGGGAUCUUUAAGGAUCUGAUUUACUGCAUGCCCUCUCUUUGUUCCAUGUGGUCGAAAUGAACAACGACCUGAUUCUUGGUAUUUCAUGGAAUUUCAAUCUGUGUUAACAUCCAAAGAGAAGACGAGACGUUCUUUUUUCCUGACACACACCAAGCCCCCCCCCCCGUCCCCCCCCCCCCGUCCCGUCCUUAAGCCACGGCAUCCAACAUGAUUUUUUCCCCCCCUCAUGAUAUUUAGAGAAACGUCAGCGAGCUGGAAAGUGCUUCAGUUGAAACGUUUCUCAGGAUGAAUGUAGGAAGUCUUUACUGAACCUGGCUGUUUGGUGUUAAUGUCAGUCUGCCCAAUAUGAAUCUAUAAAAGAUCAAGUAUCUAAUAGCAGCUUCACACACUGAUUCAUGUGUUUCUUUUUUUUCUACGUUUGAUCUCUUGAUUUAAAUCACACUGUAUGUAAAUAAGUCGCCCAGUUCAUCAUUUUUACAUUUUAACAUUUUGUCAUUUUUAUUUUUUUGUAGUGCUUCUUUGGUGAAGGUGCACAUGUUGCUCAUUUUGUAUUUCUUCAAGCUGCUAAUAGAAACUUCUUACGUGUUAUUGAACAUCUUGAAUUGUACCUUUAUGCCCCCCCCCCCCCCCCCCCCUGCACCCGAUGGGAAACUGUGCACGGCUCUGUCAGCUGUGCCAAACAAACGCCACCCUCACAAUAAUAUGUUAUUGUACAGAGCACUGUUAAAUUUCCUGUAUUCUCUCGGAAACAAACCCUUGUAUUUUCCUGUUAUAUGUAAAGUACUAAAGAAAAUGCAAUACA
Molecule: messenger RNA, 8687 nt
Organism: Labrus mixtus (cuckoo wrasse)
Lineage: Eukaryota; Metazoa; Chordata; Actinopteri; Labriformes; Labridae
Gene: tmem132e
Product: transmembrane protein 132E
Exons: 9
Coding region: 1111-4395 (1094 amino acids)
Source: RefSeq, a predicted model, not a curated record